AACCAAACCACCAAAGACAAAAAGUAAUAACUAAACUAGAAACACAAACUUUUCGGUAAAAGUUUAUCACAAGGGCGUUUUUGUCAAACUAAACAUUAGGUCCCACCAAAAAGUGUCUCACAUGUGGUAUGUGUCUUCUAGUGUAAGAGAAAGACUAAAUGUGUCCUAUAAUGUAAUCAACUCUUUCUUAAAUCAUUUUAUUUACUUUCCAUACCUGUACGAUUUAAAUUUUGUUUUACUAUAAUCAGUUUUGGAACAGUUUGUAUAAAAAAAGGUAACGCGAGAUAAGAAAGAAGAAAACGUAUUAAAAACAGUUUUUGUUUAAUAGCAGCAACAAACAACCAAAAGAUUAAAGAAAGAAAAAAAAAAAAAAAAGAGAGGAGGAAGAGACAUGAGAAAGAGAACGUGACAACACACGAGUUGGACGGUUUCUUGUUAAGACAAACCACGACCGUCCCUUUCCCCUCCUCAUCCCCUCUCUCUCUCCUCUUCUUCUUCUCCGUUUAGUCAAUCAAUCAAAAACUCUCCCAGAUGUUCUUUUGAUUUCGAUUCCAUUCUCACCAUGUCUUCUUCCGGAUCGUACUGGUGUUACAGCUGCAGCCGCUUCGUCUGGGUCUCCGACUCCAUCUCCUGCCCCGACUGCGACGGAGGCUUCCUCGAACACAUCCAACAAUCCCUCGAUUUCACACCUCCCUCCUCCUUCCUCCGUCACCACCGCAGCCCCACGCGCUUCCCUCCCCCUUCCUCCUCCUCCUCCUCCAUGCACACGGCGGAGAACAGCCCUCCUCCUCCUCCUCCCACCGUCACCCGCACAAGAAGCAACUCAAGCAACCGCUCUCCCAACCCCGUCAUCGUCCUCCGCGGCGGAUCUAACCCCUCCGAAUCCGCUUUCCAGAUGUACUACGACGACGGCACCGACUCAGGCCUCAGACCGUUGCCGCCGAGCAUGACGGAGUUUCUCUUAGGCUCCGGAUUCGAUCGGCUGUUAGAUCAGAUCUCUCAGAUCGAACUCACAGCCAACAACAACAACUCAUGUGAUAACCCACCCGCUUCUAAAUCCGCCGUCGAGGCUUUACCCGUGAUCGAGAUCGACCCGACCCAUCUCGAAUCGGAUUCUCAAUCUCACUGCGCCGUUUGUAAAGAAAACUUCGAGUUGAAAUCCGCCGCCCGGGAGAUGCCGUGCAACCACAUCUACCAUCCCGAUUGCAUCCUCCCCUGGCUCGCGAUUCGAAACUCGUGUCCGGUGUGCCGCCACGAGCUUCCGUCGGCGGGGGAUGACGGCGGCGGCGGAGCGGUGGUAAACGAAGAGGAGGAGGAUUCCGCUGCGGGAUUGACGAUUUGGAGGUUACCGGGCGGAGGAUUCGCGGUGGGGAGGAUCCCCGGAGGAUGGAGGGGAGGAGAUAGGAUGAUGCCGGUGGUGUACACGGAGGUCGACGGCGGGAGGCUCGGAGACGAGAGGCUUCCGAGGAGAGUGGCGUGGGGUUCGAGAAGAGGAGGGAGAGAAGGAGGUGGUGGUAGUAGAGAGAGAUCCGGCGGGUUUGCGGGUCGGAUUAUGAGACUUUUCGGAUGUUUCAGCGGGUCGUCUGGAUCCGUAGCUGCUGGAUCGGGGUCCGGGUCGAGAUCAACCCGGAGGAGCAGUUCGUCGUUUUCUAUGUUCAGGACUGCUUCUUCUUCAAGGAGACGACAUUAGCUCUAUUAGCUUAAUUUAUCUUAAGGUAAAAAAAAAAACAAAACAUUAAAAGACAAAACCCUCUUGUUUGAAUUUUUCACAUUUUUUUUGUGUUCUUCAGUGUAAUAAUGAUUAUAUUCUUUAAUCUAUGCGAGUAAAUUGAUACAUAAAAGCUUUAGGGUUUAGUGAGAUUGAUUUGAUUAGGUAUAAA
Brassica rapa (field mustard) is the source of this 1880-nucleotide messenger RNA. Its product is annotated as probable E3 ubiquitin-protein ligase RHC2A. Lineage: Eukaryota; Viridiplantae; Streptophyta; Magnoliopsida; Brassicales; Brassicaceae. Gene Ontology annotation, molecular function: ubiquitin protein ligase activity. Gene Ontology annotation, biological process: protein ubiquitination. Gene Ontology annotation, cellular component: cytoplasm. The record is from RefSeq and is a predicted model, not a curated record.